UGGCGCGACGUGACGCGACGCGGCCCGGCGCGGGGGUGGGGGGCGGGGCAUGAAGCACCUCGGUCGGGGCCUGCGAGCCGCGAACCACGAGUCGCGGCGCGGCGAGUCCAUCGAGUAGUGGGUCGAUCCGGUGUGGUAAGCCGUAAAGUGAGUCGACGGGGAGCGAGCGAAGGGAGAUAAAUAGAUAGCGUCGCGCUUGUCCCGCCAUUCAGUCGGUCGACUGUCUGUGCGAGCGAGUGUGUCGUUGGGCCUCCGGCUGGGAGGUACAUCGCGCGAUACGAAGACCGAAACGGACCACGUGUUGCCGUGCGCGUGUAAUCGAGCGCGAGAAUGGACGAUCAUCGCGCGGCGAUGAAGGACCACGAGGAGAAAGAUGCCCCGGUCGAGAACGACGGGCUCACGGCCGCCCAGCUAUUUGCCAACGGCGACGGCCUCACCUACAAUGACUUUAUUAUACUACCCGGCUACAUCGAUUUUGCCGCCGCCGAGGUCGACUUGCACUCUCCCCUCACUAAGAAGAUCACCCUCAAGACGCCCUUGGUCUCCUCCCCCAUGGACACGGUCACGGAGGCGGAGAUGGCCAUAGCGAUGGCCCUUUGCGGUGGCAUUGGCAUCAUUCAUCACAAUUCCGCGCCCCACUACCAAGCCACCCAAGUCAAAUGGGUCAAGGAAUAUAGACAUGGCUGUAUUAAAGAUCCCAAAGUACUUUAUCCAUUUGAUACAAUCGAAGAUGUGAUAAACAUUAAAGAAGCACAUGGAUUUUCUGGACUUCCAAUAACCGAAAAGGGAAAUAUGGGUAGCAAGCUUCUUGGUAUUAUUACAUCCAGAGACAUUGAUUUUCUAGAUAAUUCAUAUUAUCAAAAAAACACUAAAGUAAUAUCAGUUAUGACAAAAUUUGAAAAUUUAGUCACCGCACCAGUUGGUGUUACUAUAAAAGAAGCCAAUGCUAUUUUAAAAAAAACUAAAAAAGGAAAAUUACCAAUAAUUAAUGACAAAGGAGAACUGGUAGCAUUAAUGUCGAGAACGGAUUUGAAAAAAAAUUUCGACUAUCCAGGUGGUAGCAAAGAUGAAAAGGAUCGACUUUUAGUUGGAGCAUCAAUUAGUACUCGUGUUGUAGAUAAAGAGAGAGUGAAAUUAUUAGUAGACAACGGUGUUGAUGUAAUUGUUCUAGACUCGUCGCAAGGUAAUUCAAUAUAUCAAAUCGAUAUGCUCAAGUAUCUCAAAGCACAGUAUCCCGAUCUUCAAGUAAUCGCUGGUAAUGUUGUUACCAUUGGACAAGCUAAAAAUCUUAUAGAGGCUGGAGCUGAUGGCUUAAGAGUAGGAAUGGGAUCGGGAUCCAUUUGUAUUACUCAAGAAGUAAUGGCAGUUGGUAGGGCACAAGCAACCGCUGUUUACAAAGUUUCUGAGUAUGCCCGUAAGUUUGGAGUUCCCGUUAUUGCAGAUGGAGGAAUUCAAUCCGUUGGUCAUAUCACCAAAGGACUUAGUAUAGGGGCAAGUACAGUUAUGAUGGGAUCUUUGUUAGCGGGAACUUUUGCAGCGCCGGGCAGUUACUUCUUCAACGAGGGUGUUAAAUUAAAACGUUUUAGAGGUAUGGGUUCUCUUGAAGCUAUGGACAGCAGAGGAUCCCACGGCUCGGCAUUGGACAGAUAUUUCCAAAGUGAAAUAGAUAAAUUGAAAGUGGCACAAGGCGUUAGUGGAUCAAUUGUUGAUAAAGGAAGUACUUUGAAAUUUCUUACAUAUUUGCAAUGUGGUAUUAAGCACGGUUGUCAAGAUAUUGGAGCAAAAUCAAUUACCGCUUUAAGGACAAUGAUGUAUAGUGGUGAAUUGAGAUUUGAAAAAAGGACACAUUCUGCUCAAAAAGAAGGUAACGUUCAUGGUUUGUUCUCCUAUGAAAAAAGACUGUUCUAAAAUGAAUGAUAAAAAAAAAAAA
Molecule: messenger RNA, 1930 nt
Organism: Ceratosolen solmsi marchali
Lineage: Eukaryota; Metazoa; Arthropoda; Insecta; Hymenoptera; Agaonidae
Gene: ras
Product: Inosine-5'-monophosphate dehydrogenase ras
Exons: 2
Coding region: 331-1908 (525 amino acids)
Biological process (GO): GTP biosynthetic process
Cellular component (GO): cytoplasm
Molecular function (GO): IMP dehydrogenase activity
Source: RefSeq, a predicted model, not a curated record